AUGCUUGCCAUACUUGUCGGCGUGGCCAGUGCCGUGAUUGCCACUGGACUCACCAUCCUCGCGAUCUACGCAAGUGUACUCGCUAGCCACUUCUCUCUACCCACACCGGCUCUCGGACACAUUCUAUCGAUUUUACUACCGAUCUCCGCCUUGUUUGGCACCUAUUUCCCAGGGUACCUUAAAAAGCACUUCAUCGCACGCCAGCAACCAGCCGUCUUAUCCACCCUGAGCCUCCUUGACACCGUCCUCGUCACACUCGCAUCCACACUCCUACAGCCAAACUUGCUGUCGUGCGAGCUCGAGCACCGCUGGCGCACAAUGUUCCAGCAUCACAACGCAAACGCCAUCAGAGGCAUCCAAGAUGCUUUGGAGUGCUGUGGCCUGCGAACUCCCCUGGAUCAGCCCUGGCCUUUCCCAGACCAUCACGGAGCAGCGGCUUGCAAAACAAACUUUGGGAGGGAGAGGAGUUGUGAGGCGCUGUGGAGGGGCAAAGAGAAACAAGUUUUGGCAAUUUGGAUAGUGGUAGGGGCUUUAAGCUUGGCAACUAAGGCCAUGUUCGUGCUCUUGCAGAGGAACAGGCCCGGGUGGUUCCAAGACGAGAGUGCCAGACGUCGGGAGUACCCUCAGGGCAGAGUCAUCGAGCAUACCGACGAGCAAGUUAGUAGCGGAAGGUAUCUGGAUCAGCCGAGCGAGGAGACCCCCCUUCGCUCGGCUGAGACUGAUGUUGAGAAUGAGCAGACCCGCUGA
This is a messenger RNA of Endocarpon pusillum Z07020, 747 nucleotides long. RefSeq lists its product as uncharacterized. NCBI's taxonomy places the organism in Eukaryota, Fungi, Ascomycota, Eurotiomycetes, Verrucariales, Verrucariaceae. The transcript is spliced from 3 exons. The record is from RefSeq and is a predicted model, not a curated record. The coding region runs from base 1 to 747 and encodes 248 amino acids.